Suillus clintonianus is the source of this 1878-nucleotide messenger RNA. RefSeq names its product ankyrin repeat-containing domain protein. NCBI's taxonomy places the organism in Eukaryota, Fungi, Basidiomycota, Agaricomycetes, Boletales, Suillaceae. The transcript is spliced from 5 exons. Gene Ontology annotation, molecular function: protein binding. The record is from RefSeq and is a predicted model, not a curated record. The coding region runs from base 201 to 1472 and encodes 423 amino acids. Gene Ontology annotation, cellular component: nucleus; cytoplasm.
UGAUUGCUCACUUACGACGGGGAUUGCGUAGUAACCAACACAGUUGCUGCAAAGUGCAUUGAAGCGAUCGAACAGCCGUUUGACUCAAAUUUUACGUAAAUGUCUCUAUUCAGUUCAUGAACUUGUUGAUUUUUUUUGUCGCUCGAGCCACUUCGUCAAAGCGUCGGUGACUCACGGUGCACCACUUUCAACUGAACGAAAUGCAGCUGCCAGUGGUCAAUGUGGGACAAGGUCAUGGUGGGCUCAAGGUUACGGCGGAGAUGGAGAUCAUCCUCAACCAGCCAGGUUAUAUCAGCAUUAAAAUGGGUAGCGAGAAACUGAGGUCUAUGUUUCAGACACAGUUCGGCGAAUUGGAUAUUAAUAAACUUUCACCAUUCGCAUUUGCAUGCAUGACCGGGUCGAUUCAAGCCGUGAAAGCUUCGGUCAGCGGAGGGGUUGCUCCUGACCUAACAGGAACUGAAACGCCCUUCAAAAUUGGGUUUCUUUCAUUUACUGUUCUCGGCGCACAGCGAAUCAGAGGAGCCCCCCUGGAUUCUCUCAAGCAUCUUGAUGUCAUCAACUAUCUCCUUCAGUGUGGUGCACCACCGGACUCGCCCGAUAUAUCCGGCCACACAGCCCUCCACCAUGCCUGUACUCCUCCGCUUGGACAUUUUGAACUCGCCAGGGCACUUCUCAAAGGUGGAGCUAACCCGGAUGUUCAAAACCGUUAUGGCGAAGUGCCUCUCUUCUUCCCAUUCCAGGGAGAAGAUAUUCCGAUCCUGGAUUUGCUGAUGGAGCACAACGCUGAUCUGGACAUUAAAGACGGAAAUGGCGAUUCGCCCCGUGCGUUAUGUGUGGUGUUUGGUCCCCAGGUCACUGCGGCGGUUCGCCGAUGGGAAAGGAAACGAUCAGGGGAGAAAGCACUAUGGGAAGAGAAGGCAUGUGAGUACUGCAAGAAAAAAGGGAGAGGCCUGAAGCUGUGUGCACGAUGCCAUACAGUCCGUUAUUGUUCGUCUGACUGCCAACGUACGCAUUGGAAAACCCACAAACCGUUAUGCCAGCCAUUCUCCACAUCAACCACGGUCACGCUGAAGCCAACCUAUAACAACUUCUCAUCUACCUUUUCUCGUGCUGAUUUGACUCGCGAAGUCCUGGGCCUCUCGAGUCCCAAGUCCAAACCGCCCAAGAACGCUCCGUUUACCCCAACGUCCUUUGAUCAGAAGUCCAUGAUCGUCAAGGUGCAAGUGCCCGUUGAUCCAUUCUCUCCGACUGUGACAUCGAUGGGAUUCGGCGGCUUGCUAAUAUACAACAAAAAGAAAGAUUUCAUGUGCACCGUUCAGCGAACUGGAAACGCAGACCCGUAUGACAAGGUCGUCCGUAUGGUGAAAUCCAGGGGCGUCGGAGGGGUGAAGGCCUAUUUUGCCGCCGAACUGCGAACUCGCGAUGAGUUGGUUGUCAAGAUCUCCGAACCUUUGGCAGAGCAGCCAUUUUAGACGGCUUUCGAAAUUUAUCAUCGGCGCAACUCUCCGUUUCUCAGUAAGAAUCGCCCUCUUCUCAAGGGGUAGCUGCCACUUACGAAUCUCACGAGCAGGAAUAAUUGUUCUUUAAUUCUACUUGAUACAAAAGAUAAUCACACUCGUCAUGCGAAAAUACCAAGACAUACAAGGGCGAGUAGAUAACACAAAAAAUAACUUGUACAUCAGCUCAAUAAUCGAAUACGCCGAAUUCUCCGAUAGUGACAGCGUCAACGAAGGUUAAGGGUGCGUGUAUAUUAGCAUGGAAGACUUGCGCGAACUCGAGCCUACUAGCUUAUUUAGUUAUUCUCCUUAAGGAUAACGCGUACGAUGUAUCGGGCCGCCAGUGGGGUACGCGGUGUCCGCAUGGUGGCGUCCGAGUCGU